Molecule: messenger RNA, 1041 nt
Organism: Colletotrichum phormii
Lineage: Eukaryota; Fungi; Ascomycota; Sordariomycetes; Glomerellales; Glomerellaceae
Exons: 1
Coding region: 91-735 (214 amino acids)
Source: RefSeq, a predicted model, not a curated record
CAUCGAACCUCAACAAAAAAGUGUACAUACCACCAAGUAACCAGUAUUUCUUCAUAAUUACUCCACACUCUAUUCGACAGAAAACCCAAAAUGAAAGGACUUCUUGCUUUAUUCCUAGUGGCCCUGGCCGUGGCUAUCCCCUUGGGUCCCACUGGAGCGUCCGACACCCCUGAUCCGAAGGAAAUCCAGAUCGUCAGCGCAAGUUUCUCAGGAAGCGGUUGCCCCCAAGGCUCCGUUUCCACCACAAUCUCUCCAGACCGUACAGUCAUCACCUUUGGUUUCGACAAGUUCCAAACCUACAUCGGACCGGGACUCUCAGUUGCCGAACGCUCCAAGAACUGUGCUCUCCAUCUCAGUCUCAAGUAUCCAGGCGGUUUUCAGUUCGCUCUUGUGGACAGCACAUACCAUGGAUACGCUCAACUUGAGGAUGGGGUUACCGGAACAUUCUACUCGACGUACUUCUUCUCCCAAGACGCCGCAGCCACUACUACAACGCAGACCUCCAUCGCCGGAGGGGGUAUUUGGCUGGACGGCCAGGUCUAUACCAAGCAAGACACUAUUCCUACCGCGGCUCUCAUCUAUUCGCCUUGUGGUGCCACUGGCAUCCUCAACGUCAAUAAUCGAAUUGCUCUUACGUCCAAGAACCCACAGGCCUACGGCUCGAUCACCGACGAUGAUGCCACUGUAGCGUUUACCCAACAGAUCAAUAUCAAGUGGCUGCCUUGCAAGAAGUAGAGUAAAACUCGAAAGUCACUGUCUAGGAAAGCCAUCAGAAUGUUUCUGCUCGGCGACGAAAACAGUUAUCGCGCACCCCCUUUGUGAAGUCGGACAAUGGCAGGAGAAGUAUGAGAACGUGGAUGAGAUUGUUGUAUUGGCGAGGGGGGAAAUUUCGAAUUAUUUAAGCACAGAAACAGAUUUUGACCAACAAUUCCCCCCAUCAUUCGUCUGUCCGCCCCUUUUCGAUGUGCUGUUUUGAUCUUCUUCCGCCUUCAAUUCUAAGUUUAGAUCAACCAACAAAAUACAAGCUAGCCUUUCACGAUG